AUGAAGUACGAGUAUGAGAAUUAUGACCCUUCAUUCCCUGACCAACCGGUGGUUGAUCAAUACCUGCCGGUAUGGUCUAGGCUACCGGCAUUUGGGUCCAAGCCAGCAUUCAUUUGGGCUCAUGACACCAUCCUAACCUACUCACAACUCAAUGCCUCAGUUGACCACAUCUCCUCCCACCUUCUCACUACUCCCACUCUUCAAAGAGGUGACACUCUCCUUCUUCUCUCUUCUCCAGGUCUUCACUUUGUUGAACUCAUCUUCGCUUCCCAAAGGGCUGGUCUUUUAUCUGUCCCUAUAGUCCCUCCUCACCCUUCUUUCGCUAAUGAAAAUUAUCACCACCUUCUUAGAGUUAUCUCGCAGACUAAACCCAAAGCUGCAGUUGCUCAUUCUUCUUACAUUUCAUGUAUCCAACGCUAUCUCUCUGAUCACAACAACAUUAAUCAUAAUCUUAAUCUUAUUCGUGCGUUACAAACCAUGAACUGGAUUUCCAUUGAGGACAUCAAGCAUGGUGCUAAUAAUAAUAAAAAUAAUGAUAAAUUUGGUGGAUCCCUAACAUACAAUGGUUGCAGGGAGAAUGAUGUGUAUCUUGUUCAGUACACUUCUGGCGCCACCGGGAUUCCGAAACCGGUUCUUGUAACGGCGGGUUCAGCCGCACAUAACUACCAUGACGCUGGCCUCAUGUUUUUGUUGUUAACCAUUGUUUCUGGUGCUACUUGUGUUCUUACUUCACCAACCUCGUUCAUCAAACGUCCCAGGUUGUGGCUUGAAUUGAUCUCUGAAUUCAAGGCCACGUGUACUCCUGUACCUUCUUUCACGUUGCCACUGGUUCUCAAACGUGGAGGAGUUGAUAAAGGAGUUUCUCCCAUUAAUCUCUCCCAUUUGAGGAACCUUAUACUCAUCAACGAACCUAUUUACAGAGACUGUGUCGAAGAGUUUGUUGGAGUCUUCGGUCCCUUUGGGUUAAGCUCUUGUGCCGUUUCUCCUUCUUAUGGUUUAGCUGAAAACUGCACCUUUGUUUCCAGUGCAUGGAGGAGUGAAAGUGACGCGUAUUCUUCUAGUAGCUUCCACGAUUUUCCAACUCACAACAAGCUUUUACCGGUUGCGAGACUAUGUAGGAAGGAGGAACAAGAAGACAUGGAAAUCGUGGUGGUUAAUGAAGAGACUCAUGAGCCAGUUGAGGAUGGCGUUGAAGGUGAGAUUUGGGUUUCAUCACCAAGCAAUGCUUCUGGAUACUUGGGACACCCUUCUUUGACGAGAGAAGUGUUCCAUGGAAGACUGAGGAACAUGGUUGGAAGAUGCUUUCUUAGAACACGUGACACAGGGAUUGUUAAAGGAGAGGGGAGAUACCUCUUUGUUACUGGAAGGUGUGAAGAUAUAAUCAAGCUCCAAAAUGGUGAAAAGAUUCAUCCUCAUUACAUUGAAUCUGCAGCCUAUAACAGUUGCACAAAGUUUUUGAGAGGUGGUUGUGUUGCGGCGUUUAAAGUUUCUGAAACAGUUGUUGCAGUGGUGGCGGAGUUACAGAGAACUGAGAAAGAGAUAAUGGUGGAUAAUGAGGUGUUGGGUAGCGUUUGUAAUGGGAUCAAAGAAAGUGUUUUGAAGAAGGAGAAUGUUCAAGUUGGGUGGGUUGUUUUGGUUAAGAGUGAAAGUGUUCCAAAAACCACUUCUGGGAAAUUGCAAAGAUGGCUUGCUAAGGAGAAGAUUCUUGGUGGGAAAAUGAAGGUUGUGAUGGAGAUGAAAUUUGGUGAUGAUGAUGUUAGUAGAACUUUACCAACUGGGUCGUUACUUUCACUUCUCUGA
Messenger RNA from Arachis ipaensis, 1800 nucleotides. The record is from RefSeq and is a predicted model, not a curated record. NCBI's taxonomy places the organism in Eukaryota, Viridiplantae, Streptophyta, Magnoliopsida, Fabales, Fabaceae.